Dufourea novaeangliae is the source of this 5964-nucleotide messenger RNA. RefSeq names its product multidrug resistance protein homolog 49 (gene Mdr49). Gene Ontology annotation, molecular function: ATP binding; ATP hydrolysis activity; ABC-type transporter activity. Lineage: Eukaryota; Metazoa; Arthropoda; Insecta; Hymenoptera; Halictidae. The record is from RefSeq and is a predicted model, not a curated record. The transcript has 19 exons. Gene Ontology annotation, biological process: transmembrane transport. The coding region runs from base 1275 to 5309 and encodes 1344 amino acids. Gene Ontology annotation, cellular component: membrane.
CCUUCUGUCUGCAACGUGUCGAACCUCGUCUCGUCGCAACAGAGCCGAGAGAGUCAGUCGAUUUUCGUGGUGUCGCUGGGAUCGUUUACAAACACGUUUCGCGGACGUCCGAUAGAGAGAGACGGUGAUACACAGAGAGCCAGUGGCAGCGAGCCGGGGCAGGGGGCAUCGCUGAUAAACGCUCGGCGAACGUUACAGAAAAUCGACCAAGGCUGCCGUGCUCGUUAAUGGCUGCCAGGGUCAUCAGCUAGAGGCCGUAUAGCGAAGUUUGGAGCUGCCAGUGCGAUAACACAGCCCGUAACCGAUGAGUGUUAGAUCGGCGGCCGGCCACAUGGUGAAGCAGAGGAGGUUCAUCGGGAACACCAACAACAAGAUGAUCAACAUACGAGAGUAUUUGUAGGCGAUUUUUAAGCAGUUCAAACGGGAGGAUCGCAACCUGACAGCUUGAAUAGGAACCAAGUGUGUGAACUAGACGCGCGACCGAUCUGCAUGUCGGUGACAAAAGAUCUCGACCUACGGGGACUCCAGACGAAGACGACGACGACAACUGGUCAUAUUUUUUCGACAGUCGACGUAUCGGAAGAUCGUGUGUUCCAGCCACGGUGAAUGGUAAAAUCAACGAUCUUCGGAUAGAUACCUGACGGAGGACGAUCGAGCGGCCGUGUUGGUACACGCGUCCGCCUAGCUAUGGUCUGCCCGCGACCUGGUUUCCUGUUUUACGUAACACGCCACAGAUGUUUUGUUUUCUCGCACAGAUUCAAUUUAUCGAGAGUUCGUACGAGGACCGAGCGUAGACAGCCUUCCCCGGAAGUGUAUUAAAGAGACAGUGCACGAGACAAGGCUGCUCCCGGUCCGUGGGGGAUUAUGAAUCGUGGCACGCGCUACGAUUAAUUGGAAUUGACGCAAAGAUCUCCCGAUCGUGUAACACGCAUCAGCGAGUGCUGUAUCGCGUUGGACAGGUUCUUUUUUUCUUUUAGGUUUCCAGCGUUUUUAGUAUUCGCAAAAGAGACAAGGGGACAAGCCAAAGUAAACCAGUGAUAUCUUUAACGCAGUAUUUUUUCUUCCAUAAUCGAGGAGAAUAGAAAGUGAAAAAGUGAGGGAGGCGAGUUUGACGAGUCGUAGAGUGCCUCAGAGAUACUAAAGGAUAUAGAGGAGGAAAUUUCAGUGAAACGAAGUUAUUGAUACUACAAAGAGAAUUUAUCAUUUGUUCCUACGACUCGGGUGCCGUCAGCGGCAGAUUUUCUUCAAAAUGAGUUGUUAAUUAAGAAUGCGCGAUGACACGGCGAAUUUAUCAGUGGACCGGAAACCCGGGCGAGAAGGCCCAGGGUAUGGAAAUGGAACCCCGCAAAACAAACUCUCACCACCAGGAAAAAAUAUUCUUGAAGUACACGCUCCAAGACGCGGAGAAGGAUAAAGAGGAAACUGAGUAUAUGCUACAAGAGAAUGGCAAACCAAUUGAGUUCGUACCACCGCAAAAGAAGGAGGACGACAAACCGGUCGCGCCGGAACCAACGUUGCCACCAGUGCCUUACUUCAAACUUUUUCGAUUUGCAACAUGCGGGGAGCUGAUGCUGAUCUUCGGCGGCCUGAUUAUGGGAACGCUGACAGGCCUCUGCAUACCGAUAUCGACGAUCCAGUACGGUGAAUUCACCACGUUGCUGGUGGAUCGCAACAUGAAGAAUCAGACGAGUACACCGACCCUCAUUAUGAAGUGGUUCGGAGGAGGAAAGGUCUUGGGACCAAAUUCUACGUACGAGGAGCGAAUGAUCGCGCUUUACGACGAUUCGGUAGCCUUCGGAGUGUCUUCCGCGGCAUUAUCCACGAUACAGUUCUUUUUCGCUAUAUUUACCGUGGACUUCCUGAACAUGGCGGCUUCCAGCCAAAUCGCCAGGGUCCGAAAGAUGUUCCUGCGUUCGGUUCUCAGACAGGACAUGACGUGGUACGACAUCAACACGUCGACCAACUUCGCCAGCAGGAUCACCGAGGACCUGGACAAGAUGAAGGACGGUAUCGGCGAGAAGCUCGGCGUGUUCACGUACCUGCUGGUCUCCUUCGUAUCUUCCAUCAUAAUAUCCUUCAUUUACGGAUGGAAGUUGACGCUUGUGGUGCUCAGCUGCGCCCCGAUUAUCGUGAUCGCGACCGCCGUGGUGGCGAAGGUGCAGAGUUCCUUGACCGCGCAGGAAUUGAACGCGUACGGCAAGGCCGGAACCGUCGCGGAGGAGGUGCUGGGCGCCAUUAGGACCGUGGUCGCCUUCAACGGCGAGCAGAAGGAGGUCGACAGAUACGCGGAAAAGCUGGUACCCGCGGAGAGGACCGGCACAAGACGUGGAAUGUGGUCCGGCGUGGGAAGUGGCGUCAUGUGGUUCAUCAUAUACAUCAGCUACGCUGUUGCCUUCUGGUACGGUGUCCAGCUGAUCCUGGAGGAUAGACCGAAAGAGGAGAAGGAGUACACGCCCGCGGUACUAGUAAUCGUGUUCUUCGGUGUGCUGGCUGGUGCUCAGAACAUGGGUCUGACAUCGCCGCAUCUCGAGGCGUUCGCGGUCGCGAGGGGUUCGGCCGCGGCCAUUUUUCAGGUGCUCGAUCGCCGGCCGGAUAUCGACAGCCUCAGUAAAGAGGGCCAGAGGCUGCCAUCCGUCAACGGCGAGAUCGAGUUCAUUAACGUGCACUUCCAGUAUCCCGCUAGAAAGGACGUCAAGGUGCUGCAAGGCUUGAAUCUCAAGAUCAAUCACGGGGAAACGGUGGCGCUGGUCGGCGGAUCCGGCUGCGGAAAAUCCACCUGUCUGCAGCUCAUACAGCGUCUCUAUGAUCCCAUUAAAGGACACGUCCUCCUGGACGGCGUGGACAUAUCGAAGCUGAACGUUCAGUGGCUCCGUUCAUACAUAGGCGUGGUCGGGCAGGAGCCAGUGCUCUUUGACACAACGAUACGGGAGAAUAUCCGGUACGGAAAUGACAGCGUUACCGAGGAGGAGAUGAUCAAAGCCGCGAAGGAAGCGAACGCUCACGACUUCAUCAGCAAACUGCCCGAGGGUUAUGACAGCCCCGUAGGUGAAAGAGGAUCGCAGCUUUCCGGUGGUCAGAAACAGAGAAUUGCCAUCGCGCGAGCCCUGGUUAGAAGGCCUGCCAUACUUCUCCUGGACGAAGCCACCUCUGCUUUGGACCUUCACAGCGAGGCGACAGUGCAAAGAGCACUGGACGCCGCGUCAAAGGGCAGAACGACCAUUGUCGUCACCCACCGACUGUCCACGAUCACAAACGCCGACAGAAUAGUAUUUAUUAAAGAGGGACAAGUAGUCGAGCAGGGCACGCACGAGGAGCUGUUGGCUCUUGGGAAACACUACUAUGGUUUGGUUUCUGCAGAUGCCAGCGCCACCGCGAGAGCGAAAGCAACAGCGUCAGCGGCAAAGACGGUCACGGCAGCCAUACCAAAGCAGAAGCCGCAGCUCAAGCGACAAUUCUCAACUCUGUCGAUGCACUCUCAUCGUCUGUCCCUGGCUGGCGCGUCGGAGACUUCCGAGAAUCAAUUGGAGGAACACGAGAAGCCGUACGACGCACCGAUGAUGAGGAUAUUCGGGCUCAACAAACCGGAAUGGCCUUUCAAUAUAGUCGGGUGUCUAGCUGCAGCAAUGGUCGGCGCUUCGUUCCCAGCGUUCGCUGUUCUCUUCGGCGAGGUCUACUACGUACUCGGUCUGGAGGACGAAGACGAGGUGCGUCGCGAGACGGUCAACUUCUCGAUCAUGUUCCUGAUUGUCGGGAUAGUCACCGGUGUGGGCAGUUUCCUCCAAAUGUACAUGUUCGGUUUGGCCGGUGUGCGUAUGACCACGAGGAUCAGGAGGAUGGCAUUCGCAGCGAUGCUGAGGCAAGAAAUGGGCUGGUACGACGAGGACACGCACAGCGUGGGUGCAUUGUGCGCUAGGUUGUCCUCGGACGCCGGUGCUGUCCAGGGUGCUACGGGGACGCGUGUCGGUGCUAUUCUUCAGGCGUUAUCGACACUGGUCCUGGGUAUCGGGCUGUCCAUGUAUUACACCUGGAAGAUGACGUUGGUCUCCGUGGUCUCGAUACCGUUGGUGCUGGGUGCAGUGUUCUUCGAGGCCAGAGUGAUGAGCGGGCAGGGCUUGCAAGAGAAGAAGAAGAUGGAGGCGGCCACGAGGAUCGCCAUCGAGGCUAUCUCCAAUAUAAGAACGGUGGCCAGCCUUGGGAAAGAGGAAGCCUUUUUCGCGCGUUAUUGCGUCGAGCUGGACCAUGUCGCCAAGGCGACCAGGAUCAGAAACAGACUCAGAGGAUUGGUGUUCUCUUGCGGUCAGACCACACCGUUCUUUGGAUACGCGUUGAGUCUCUAUUACGGCGGGUCCCUGGUAGCCACCGAAGGCUUGAGCUACCAGGAUGUGAUCAAAGUGUCCGAGGCGUUGAUCUUCGGCUCGUGGAUGUUGGGACAGGCGCUAGCGUUCGCGCCCAACUUCAAUACUGCCAAGAUCUCUGCUGGAAGAAUAUUCCAGCUUCUGGACAGGGUUCCGGAGAUCACCUCGCCACCGGGCUCGGAAGAUAAAGAUCUGGAUUGGAAAGCGGAAGGUCUGAUUCAAUUCUCGAAAGCGGAGUUCCAUUAUCCGACUCGAGCGGAGAUGCCGAUUCUACAGGGUUUGAAUCUAAUCGUGAAACCGGGUCAGAUGGUCGCGCUGGUCGGUCAAAGUGGAUGCGGCAAGUCCACCUGCAUCCAGCUGUUGCAACGAUUGUACGACCCGAUUUCUGGCACGGUGACGUUGGACCGCCGUGACAUCUCAUCGGUCUCGUUGCGAAACCUUCGAAGCCAGCUCGGGGUGGUCGGCCAGGAACCGGUACUCUUCGACAGAACGAUCGCGGAGAACAUCGCGUACGGCGACAACUACCGGAAGGUGUCGAUGGAUGAGAUCAUCGAGGCCGCAAAGAAGUCGAACAUCCACAGCUUCGUCAGCUCUCUACCACUAGGGUACGAUACUAGGUUAGGGUCUAAAGGAACGCAGCUCUCCGGUGGACAGAAGCAGCGUAUAGCGAUAGCGCGUGCUCUGGUCAGGAAUCCUCGAGUCCUGCUCCUGGACGAAGCCACUUCCGCGCUUGACACUCAAAGCGAGAAGGUCGUGCAAGCGGCCCUGGACAAAGCCAUGGAGGGGCGAACGUGCAUCACCAUAGCGCACCGUCUGGCCACAAUAAGGAACGCGGACGUGAUCUGCGUGCUGGAGAAGGGAACCGUCGCGGAGAUGGGUACUCACGACGAUCUAAUAGCGGCGGACGGCCUCUACGCUCAUCUGCACGCCCUCCAAGAAGCCGCGAUGGAGUAAAAUGGCGGGGUAAAACGCGUCCCCUUAGACGUUUCUCGAACGGCGGACACCGGGGGUCCCGUCGAGGGCGCGCGGCCGCUGGUGCUCCGUGAACGAAGAAUAUAAUCGCGUGAGACCAAACGAACACCGGGCAAACUGGCCCCGUAACCUCGACGAACAUCGAGAGCGAUAGUAUCGAAUCUAGAAAAAUCGGGUCGCGGAUAUUUUCGCGGGCAAAUUCUCUGGGGCAAAACAAGUGGAAACUGUCACAUUUUUCUACAUAUUGUGAGCUUGCCUGAUUCUAGAGGGGUUCCAAUAAUAGCUGACACAGGGCAGGAUACGACAGGACGAUCUUCUUGGGUUGGAAACUCAUAGACGUAUCUAGAUUUCAAUGUCUCCCGUAGUCGGACCGUGUCAAAAAUUAGGCAGAGAUAGCUACUAUACGGUGACUAAUUCGUCUUUGCGACACGUGGUACGUCGAAGAAAUUUUCUUUGUCGGAAAAACUGAGAAGUAGGGGGAAUGAAAAGGAAUCAAUGUUGGACGAAGGUAAAUGUGACCUAAGUGGUGAUGUGAGUGCAAAGCAUGAUGUAAGGAUAUAAGGUGUGCGCUUGCAAGUAAGAAAUUCCGAAUUCAUUUUUCUAAGCGGCUAUAUUUUUAUAUGGCGGAAAAUUGAAU